UCUAAUUAAAACCAAUGGAGAGCUGAAGGUUUUCCUAAACCAGAAUCUAAGCCCAGGGAAAGGAGCAGGUGUCAUGUCUCUGGUAACUGUGCACCCGUCAUCUGUCUCUGGAGUGAAGCAGCUACUGCCCAAAACACUUGUGCCACAGAUGGUAACUGAACUAGGGCACAUUGUCAUUGGCACACCUCAGAGGCCCAGUACCUCCAGUGGCAGUGUCCUGUUGUCCAGUCCACACACACCCAGCACCCAGCUGCUCACACAGAUCCAGCCGCAGGAUUCUUCGCCUUGGUCGACAGGGCGGCGUAGCAAAAGAGGAGACAAGAAUGGGAAAGGCCUGAGGCAUUUCUCCAUGAAGGUAUGUGAGAAGGUCCAGAAGAAGGGUGUCACCUCUUACAAUGAGGUCGCUGAUGAGCUGGUGGCAGAGCUCAGCUCAGGAGACAGCGGUGUCUCUCCCAACGACUCGCAUGGUUAUGACCAAAAGAAUAUCCGAAGGCGUGUUUAUGAUGCCCUCAACGUCUUAAUGGCAAUGAAUAUCAUUUCCAAAGAUAAAAAAGAGAUCAAGUGGAUUGGUUUCCCCACGAAUUCUGCUCAGGAGUGCCGGGAGCUGGAGGCUGAGCGGCAAAGACGACUUGAGAGAAUCAAGCAAAAACAAGCCCAGCUCCAAGAACUUAUUCUCCAGCAAAUAUGUUUUAAGAACCUGGUGAGGAGGAACAGGGAGAUGGAGAAGGAAGCUAACAGAUCUCCACCAGUUAAUUCAGUCAUCAACCUUCCCUUCAUUAUUGUGAACACCAGCAGGAGGACGGUCAUUGACUGCAGUAUAUCCAAUGACAAAUAUGAGUACUUGUUUAACUUCGACAACAUGUUUGAGAUCCAUGACGACAUUGAGGUUCUGAAACGGAUGGGCAUGGCAUGUGGGCUCGAGUCGGGAAAGUGCUCUCCAGAACAGCUGAAGAUUGCCAAGAGCUUGGUGCCUAAAGCUCUGGAACCUUAUGUUAUGGAGAUGGCACAGGGUCACAUCAACAACAUCUAUUUAUCAGCAGGGACAUCUGCCAAUGGAGGGAACCAUCACACGGGCAGUGACAGUGGGACCGACGGCACCAUGGCGCUCAGCUCGAACGAUUCCCACUGCAGCGGCUCCCGUGUGGAAACCCCAGCAUCCUACAUGGAUGACGAGGAAGAGGAUGACGACUUCGACGAGAACGACAACGAAGAUUAACGCCCGAUUGUCCUUUACUUCACCGUGUCGUCUCUCUCUCUCUCUCUCUUCCAGCACAGCCAGUCAAACAGCAAAGUUGUUGUGGGUACUUAUAUA
Chanos chanos (milkfish) is the source of this 1312-nucleotide messenger RNA. RefSeq names its product transcription factor Dp-1, b (gene tfdp1b). Gene Ontology annotation, cellular component: nucleus; transcription regulator complex. Gene Ontology annotation, molecular function: DNA-binding transcription factor activity, RNA polymerase II-specific; RNA polymerase II transcription regulatory region sequence-specific DNA binding. The transcript has 11 exons. Gene Ontology annotation, biological process: regulation of cell cycle; regulation of transcription by RNA polymerase II. The record is from RefSeq and is a predicted model, not a curated record. NCBI's taxonomy places the organism in Eukaryota, Metazoa, Chordata, Actinopteri, Gonorynchiformes, Chanidae. The coding region runs from base 74 to 1216 and encodes 380 amino acids.